AUGGGUCGAGCAAAACUAACACUGGAACUGAGAAAUAACAAGAAGGCACGCCGUGUAACUUUUGAAAAGAGAAGGAAAGGUUUGGAGAAGAAGGCUUAUGAAUUGUCAACGCUAUGUGGAGUCAAAAUAGGCAUGAUUCUCUACGGGCCAUCAGAAGGUGACGAACCAGUCGAGCCAACAAUUUGGCCCGAAAAUCGUGAAGAGAUUGAAAACUUGAUCAGCUCCUACAAGAAGAGAUCAGACGAUGACUGCAGACAAAGAACCUACGAUUUGUCAUUUUUUUUCAAGGAUCAAGUGAAGAAAGUUCAAGAAGAGCUUGUGAAAACGCGCAAAAAGAACAAUGAAACUAAGUACCCAGUUUGGAAUGCAACGUAUGAUAACUUGACAUACGAUGAGCUGAAAUACUUUGGUAGUCUUCUGCAGGCUAAGAUUGAGAAUGUCAAGUCUCGAAUUAAUUUGUUGAAUCAGAAUCAAAUAGAUGCUCAAUCACUUCAAGAAAAUAUAGACGCCUACCAAAGUAAGUUGUAUUAUCAGCAGCAACAAUCUUUGAUGCCUACUUAUGAUCCACAACUUAUCGACGGCUCAUUCAAUAUGACUAAUCCAGGGCUAAUGAUGAUGCCAAUGAAUGAUGGUGCAUCGAACAGUAGCAGCAACUAUAUGUGUAACGCUGAAGAUACUUACGGAAAUUAUACGUAUAGCAAUGGCGAUGAAAUCCAGGGCAAUUAUAUGGAUAUUAGUGGCGGUGAAAUCCCGGUUUCCCAUGAUUUAGGGUUCGGGGUGCUAGACAAUGUUCCUUUUCCCAAUGCUGAGCCGCCACUGAGAUGCUGUUAUUUCCCAAACUUGUAUCCAAUGCCUCAGUACUCGCAAUAUCCCAUGUUUUCAAGUCCUGCCCUUCAACUGCAAGUCGCUAACACUAAUGAUUAUCAUCGGAGGCAUGAUUUUCAGCUCCAUAACCCAAUGUAG
Molecule: messenger RNA, 963 nt
Organism: Fraxinus pennsylvanica
Lineage: Eukaryota; Viridiplantae; Streptophyta; Magnoliopsida; Lamiales; Oleaceae
Source: the annotation of a GenBank genome assembly